Messenger RNA from Chelonoidis abingdonii (Abingdon island giant tortoise), 2661 nucleotides. NCBI's taxonomy places the organism in Eukaryota, Metazoa, Chordata, Testudines, Testudinidae. The record is from RefSeq and is a predicted model, not a curated record.
AUGGAAGGGCGAGCAUUUGUCGUACUGCUGGUCAUUGCCUCACUUAUAGUAUUAGCAGAAAAUACUGAUCACAAGAAUGCCAUUGAAAUCUACAGCCUGCAUGUGGACUCUAUGGUUACAUCUCGAUUUGCUCAUACAGUUAUCACCAGCAGACUUGUCAACAAGAUUAAUGAAUCCCAGGAGGCUGUUUUUGAAGUGGAAUUGCCUAAAACAGCUUUCAUCACUAACUUCAGCAUGUCAAUUGAUGGAGAAACAUAUCCAGGAACAAUAAAGGAGAAAGCAUCUGCACAAGAGCAAUAUGACAUUGCGGUUUCACAUGGUCAAAGUGCCGGCCUUGUCAAAACUACUGGAAGGAAACUAGAGCAGUUUCAUGUUUCAGUCAAUGUUGCAUCAGACAGUAAGGUUACCUUUGAGCUGAUAUAUGAGGAGUUGUUGAAGCGACAGCUGGGGAAGUAUGAAUUGUUAUUUAAGGUCAGACCCAAGCAGCUUGUUAAGCACUUUCAGAUUGAUGUCCACAUCUUUGAACCCCAGGGUAUAAACUUCCUGGAAACUGACAGCACCUUUAUGACAAAUGAGUUAACUGAAGCUCUUACAAAGCUGCAGAAUGAGACCAAGGCUCAUAUUUUAUUUAAACCAACAAUAGUUCAACAAAAGAAGAGUCCUGAACUUGAGGAAACCCUUCUAGAUGGAGACUUUAUAAUACGUUAUGAUGUUAAAAGGGAUGUCAGUGCAGGAGAUAUACAGAUCGUAAACGGGUAUUUCGUGCAUUACUUUGCACCCACUGAAAUGUCAACAUUUCCCAAAAAUGUCAUCUUUGUUGUCGAUCAAAGUGGCUCUAUGUCAGGCAGAAAAAUUGAACAGACAAGAGAUGCCCUCCUGAAGAUUUUGGAAGACCUUAGACCUGAAGAUCAUUUUAGUUUAAUAACCUUUAAUAGCCUGGUUACUGAAUGGAAGAAUACUUUGUUACAAGCAACUGGACAAAAUGUGGAAAGUGCUAAAAGAUAUGUUAAAACUGUUAUGGCUCGUGGAGGAACAGAUAUCAACAAUGCCCUACUGACUGCAGCAAACACGCUGGAUAAGGCCAACUAUGCUGAGAUAUUGCAAGCACACAGCAUUUCAAUGAUAAUUUUGCUGACAGAUGGUCAACCCACUGUUGGUGUUCAAGAUGUUGAAAUAAUUCAACAAAAUAUACAGAAGGCUAUCAAAGAAAAAUAUGUCCUCUAUUGCCUUGGCUUUGGUUUUGAUGUCAGUUACAAGUUCCUUGAGAAGAUGGCCCUAGAUAGUGGAGGAAUAGCUCGUCGUAUAUAUGAGGACUCUGAUUCAGAUUUGCAGCUCCAGAGCUUUUAUCAAGAAGUGGCUACUCCUAUAUUAAAGGAUAUUGAAAUACAGUAUCCAGAAAAUUCCAUCCUGGAAUUAACUCAGAACAAUUUCAAAUUGUUUUUUGAUGGUUCUGAAAUUGUGGUAGCUGGAAGAAUUGACAAUGAGCUUGACGUUUUGCCAGUGGAAAUUCAAGCUCAGUCACAUACUAGUAACCUGAUUUUUAAGGAGGAAGCAAAUGUAAGAGAAAAGGAGAAAGUAUUUCAACAUCAGAAGUACAUUUUUGGAAAUUUCAUUGAGAGAUUGUGGGCUUACUUAACUAUUCAACAGCUGCUAGAAAAAUCUAUUUCAGCUCAAGAGGAACAGCAGAAAAACCUGCAGCUUGCCCGAGCUUUGGAGCUAUCUAUGAAGUACAGUUUUGUUACACCUCUCACUUCAAUGGUGGUCACCAAACCUGAUGAUCAACAGAAACUCCAUUUGGCAAACAAACCGACUGAAUCUGAUAAUGAGAAGUCAAGAUUUACUGGAUUUUCAGGUAACAAACUCUCAAAAAGCCAUAUAACAAAAACCUUAAGUUACAGAAGGCAUCACGAUCAGAGUAUGUAUUACGUUCAAAGAGUAGCGAAAACUGGUAAGUCACUUUAAAGAGCUAUACUGUUUGACAUGACAGAAUACUCACCAGACAUUUUCAGGACUGUUCAAACACCACCACAGCUUCUUACCAAUGAAUAUCCACAUUUCCUCUUUCAACUGCCCAGACAAAAUGAUGUCAUUUGUUUAAAUAUUGAUGGUCAACCGCAAGCUUACAUAAACCUAGUAUCAGAUCCUGGCAAAGGAAUCUCUGUGACUGGUAAGCUUGGGAGAAAUAGAAAUCACUUUGUGCUGUUUGAAAUUACCAACCUGGAUCCUCAUGUGCAACUCCGUGUAUCAAAGGAAGGCGCUGUGCUGAGCUAUGGUGGUCAUACCACCAAACUCUCAUGGACAAAGUCUGCUUCCUCUACAAUCCAGGGGCUGAAGAUUGCAGUUGAAAAGGAAAGAAGUCUUACAAUGACAGCAUCUGACAACAUCACAAUAAAAAUUGCUUUUGUAAAGUCUCCAAAUCGUUUUCUUGGAUUAUAUUUCAUGGACACUGACCAUUUUUCUGACAAAGCCAGUGGACUUCUUGGUCAGUUUUACUUUGAUACACAUUUGGAAAGUAACCCUGGAGCAAGUCAGGGAGAGGAUGAAAGAGUCCUCAGUGUUCAUGGACAAAAGCAUAGAGUUACCAGAAAAAACAAGAAUGAUUACAGGCAAGAGUCAGCCACUGGUACUAUUUCCUGCUGGUCAUUACAUAUAACUCCCUAG